UAUGUUUUAACAUAUAUGAGUAAUCUAUCAACGUACUAUCUCAUAUAUUAUUUUAAAAAACAAAUAAUUAUAACGUGUCUCUAAAUGUGUCUUGUCCUACUCUUCUAGAAAUGGGAUGUAUCGUCACGCCGUAUUGUGCGUCGGUGUUCAUGCUUCCUAGGAAGUGGGUAUCAUCAAAUAAUUAUUCAAUUAGAGGAUUAGUGGAAAAUGAAACUCAAAAUCAAUAAAGGUUUAUUUGAAUGGCUUGUAUGAUGUCUUUUGGCCUAUUGUUGCUCCUAGCACUUUCAUGAGGUUAAUGAACAAGGUCCUUCAUCCAUUUCAUUUACAAAUUUAUUGCUAUAUAUUUUGUUGACAUAUUAUUUAUAGUUUAUAGAAGUAUUUUGACGACAUAUUAGUUAUAGUUUAUAGCAAAACUACAAAAGAAAAUUUAGAACACCUAAAUUGCCUUUUGACAAUCUACCAAUUAUACAUCAACCCCAAAAAAUUCCUUAUUCUUAUCAGUGAAAUACUUUCUUGGUUUUAUCAUUGGGGAUUCGGGAAUUUAGGUUGACACUAGGAAGAUUCAAGCCAUUACUGAUUGCCCCCCACCAAAGUUUGUCAAGGACACCCAAACUUUUCUUAGUUUUGCUUCUUUUCAUAGAAAGUUAAAAUCUUUUAAUUCUGUUACUACACCCUCGACAAAUUGCUUCAGAUAAAGAAAUUUUGAAUGGGGUUCUGAUGAAAUAAAUAUUUUAUAUGCUGUUCAGAAUAAAUUAGCGAAUAGCCUACUUUUCUGUCUUUACACUUCCUUUUGUCCAGGGAUGCUUGUGGUGUAAUGUAAGAGUUGGGAUGUUUUGGCUCUAAACGACCAUCCUAUUCAAUAUUUUAGUGAGAAACUCAUGCUCUCUAACAGAGUUGGUGCAAGUGUGGUUUACAGGAUUAGGUUAGGUGCGGCUUGUGAUUCUGUACUUCUUAUCUGUUGGGGGAUAUUUUCUGUUGUUAUUUUUUCCAUAUUUUGUAUAACCUCAAUCUGCUCUGAAAUGCCUUAGCCUUAUCCUCCAUUUGGAAAAGUAAAAUCUCCAAGAACUUUUUGUCUUAUGUUUGACUUUGGAAAUUAAUACCCUGGACCAAAGACAAUUUCUUUUGUGCUUGUCCCGCAAUUUUCUCAUUCCCUGUGGAAUGCUUGAGUUUGUUCGGGUGGGUAAAGGCAGAGGUUGCAGCGCUAUCGAUUGUGGAGGUGCUUCCAGUGUUGUUAAGAUGCAGCCGAGCCUGAGGUCAUUUGGUUUGCCAUGGAUUCUAGCACCAGUGGUGGCAGUUAUCACACACAGCCCAAAUGGAGAAAAGUGGCCUAUGGAGGUAUGCAACCUGGGUUUGAUGACAACCACACCGACGAGUCUUUUCUUGAAGAUAUUGUCAUGAAUGCCAAUGUUGUCAAGAGAGAUAUCCUAAAGGUGAUGCUGGACUCUGUUUCCAUAUCCGAAUAUCUGUGCAUUGUCACCCUUGUUGGCUUGGUUUGGACAUACACACUUAGAUCAACUCUUGAUGAGAAUUCCCUCUUAUUUCUUGACAUUGGUCUUCUUGGUUCAGGAUUCUUAAUUCUUCUUUUCACUGAAGGCUCACUCUCAUUGAACCUUCUCUUACACUAUAUUCUUAAUAUAUCCUAUUUCACAACUGGGUUGUAUGUCUUGGCUCCCAUCUAUCAAACCCUAACUAGAUCCAUUAGCUCAGAUUCCAUAUGGGCAUUGGCAGUUUCACUUAUUAUCCUCCAUCUUUUCCUACAUGAUUACUCAGGUUCCACUGUUAGGGCUCCAGGGGAUGUUAAGAAUCCAAGCUUAACCAGUUGUAUUUCUUUAAAUGCUUCUAUUGUGGCCUCUGUUCUUAUUGCUUCACGCCUUCCAUCUCGGUCACAUGUGUUCGCCAUAAUGCUGUUCUCUUUGCAAGUUUUCCUUUUUGCUCCACUGGUGAUUUAUUCCAUUAAGAAGUAUUCUCUUCAUCUUCAUCUCUUAUUUUCUUUCUGUUUAGUAACAGUUACUUUGGUUUACGUUUAUUUCUUACACCAGUUAUUUUUUAUUUUGUUGGCGAGUCUAUUGAUUUUUGUAACCAUAGUUUGUCCUUAUUGGCUCAUACGAAUCCAGGAAUUUAAGUUUGAGAUUAACGGUCCCUGGGAUGAGGCCAAGCUUUGUUUUGAUAUUAGAGACUGAGAUUAUUUAUAGAAAUAUUAAAAAGGAAAAAAUAAGAAGUUGAGAAAGAUUAUUUCGACGAAA
Cucumis melo (muskmelon) is the source of this 2243-nucleotide messenger RNA. RefSeq names its product phosphatidylinositol N-acetylglucosaminyltransferase subunit C. Bases 1269 to 2180 code for a protein of 303 amino acids. The transcript is spliced from 2 exons. Gene Ontology annotation, biological process: GPI anchor biosynthetic process. Gene Ontology annotation, cellular component: membrane; glycosylphosphatidylinositol-N-acetylglucosaminyltransferase (GPI-GnT) complex. Lineage: Eukaryota; Viridiplantae; Streptophyta; Magnoliopsida; Cucurbitales; Cucurbitaceae. The record is from RefSeq and is a predicted model, not a curated record.